Caenorhabditis angaria is the source of this 5223-nucleotide messenger RNA. The record is from the annotation of a GenBank genome assembly. Lineage: Eukaryota; Metazoa; Nematoda; Chromadorea; Rhabditida; Rhabditidae.
AUGAAACGUGUCAGCAAAAUUAAGGGAGAAUAUACGUGUUCGGAUUUGGAUGCGAGAUUUGCAAAGGUUUGUGGGGUUUUGGGGGGGAAUUUUCCAGUUUUUCAAGAAAAUUAGCAAAAUUUGAGUUUCUGACAAAAUUUUUCAGUUCUAGAAACCUGAAAAAUGGGCCUAGACAAGCCUAGCUUUAGGCCUCAAAUUCGCCUAGAAGUUUAGAAAAACUUAGCCUAAAUGAGCCUAAGUUUCAGCUCCAAAGAAUUACUAGAAAAAAACGUUUUUUUUUCUCGAAAAAAAUUAACUGUUUCAAAAUGUUUACAUUUGAAAUAUUAUUUUUCAAUUUUUAAUUUCUAUAGUAACAAAAAAUAAAAAUAAAAAAGUGGGCCGAACCGGGGAUUGAACCCGGGACCUCUCGCACCCAAAGCGAGAAUCAUACCACUAGACCAUUCGGCCACGUUUUAAAUCUAUUGAAAAUUUCCAGGUUAUCUUAUCUUAUGGGAAAAUUGGAUAAAAUCUCAUAAGAAAUCCCAGCUUCCGUAAGAUAAGCUAAAUUUAUGAUGGAUUUAGAGCGUGGCCGAAUGGUCUAGUGGUAUGAUUCUCGCUUUGGGUGCGAGAGGUCCCGGGUUCAAUCCCCGGUUCGGCCCACUCUUUUUUUGUUUUUAUUUUUUGUUAAUACAUAUAAAAUUAAAAAUUGAAAAAUAGUAUUUCAAAAGUGUAAGUUUUGAAACAGUAAAUUUUUUUUUUGAAAAAAAAAUUCGGGAUUUCAAUGAAAAUUCUGAUUUUCAGCCUGAAUUCAAGAAAAAUGAAGUUUUAUAUCAUAAAUCAAUUUCCAGCCCAAAUUUCAUACUGAAAAUCGUGAGAAGCUUAAUUUUCAGCCAAAAUUCAAGAACUCUUUAAUUUUUAUUUUUUGUUACUAUAGGAAUUAAAAAUUAAAACUUGAAAAAAUAGUAUUUCAAAAGUGUAAGUUUUGAAACAGUAAAUUUUUUUGGAAAAAAAUUCCGGAUUUCAAUGAAAAUCCUGAUUAUCAGUCUGAAUUCAAGAAAAAUGAAGUUUUAUAUCAUAAAUCCAUUUCCAGCCCGAAUUUCAUGCUGAAAAUCGUGAGAAGCUUAAUUUUCAGCCAAAAUUCAAGAACUCUUUAAUUUUUAUUUUUGAUGACGCUAUAUGAUUAAAAAUUGAAAAAUAGUAUUUCAAAAGUGUAAGUUUUGAAACAGUAAAUUUUUUUCGUGGAAAAAAUUUCCAAAAAUUCAAAAAUUGACUGAAAAUUGAAAAUUUCAUGAAAAUCUCCCGCCAAAAUCAUUUAUCAGGUCUAUCGAAUUGGCCGCCGAGUUGCCUACGUCAAUUCCUCAACUGGACACGGUGUUUUGGCUCAUUUGAUGUCUUGGCUCAAUUCUUCCAUGACUUUUACUCUGCCAAUUAAAAAUGAGGAAAAGUUGGUUGUUUUUUCAAAAUUUAGUCGAAAAACCCUUGAUUUUUGUCUAUUUUCAGGCUAAAUCCGGCUAAAGAGACGAAUAUUUCGCUUUUGGAACGGGCUCAAAAAUUGUGGAAUCAGGGAAAAAGAUUGGAUGCGGUUAGAGUUUUGCAAUUGACUGAUGGAGCUACCAGAAGGUGAGGGGUUUUGGGGAGGGAAAAUUGAAAAAUUCUCGAUUUUUUGAGCCGAAAUUCGAUAAUUUUCAUGAAAUUUUGAGCUAAAAUUGAGAAAUCUCACGAAAAUUUGAUUUUUGAGCUGAAAAUUGAGUAUUUUUGCCUAAUUCUAGCUGCAAAAAUUUUCACUGUUUCAAAUUUUUUUCUUAUUUUUUUUUAUGGUUUUGAAAUCAAUCAACUGAGCUUCUUAGUAGAAAAAUUUACUACUAAUUUUUUUAUCGGAAAUAUUUUCAAAAAAAUGUGGAACUAUAUGUGUUCUCUUUGUUCAUUUUAGAACUUCGAAAUCCGAAUUUCAGUCAAUUUUUGUCUGAAAUUUUUGAGCAUUUCCAGAGAAUUUUGAAGACCUUGAUUUUUCAAUAAAAAAUCUCACUGUUUCAACAUUUUUUUUAUAUUUCCGGUUGAUUUUGCGAACUGAUGUGAGGUCUAUGUUUGAAAAUAUUCACUGUUUCAAAAUUUUGAUAAUUUCAAAAAACACUGUUUCAAAUUGUUUUCUUAUUUUCAUGAUGGUUUUGAAAUCAAUCAACUGGGCUUCUUAGUAGGAAAAUUUACUAUUAAUUUUUUUAUCGAAAAUAUUUUCAAAAAAAUCUGGAACCAUAAUUGUUCUCUAUUUUUGAACUUCGAAAUCCGAAUUUCAAUCAAUUUUUCCCUGAAAUUUUUGAGAAUUUCCAGAAAAUUUUGAAGAUCUUGAUUUUUCAAUAAAAAAAUCUCACUGUUUCAACAUUUUUCCAUAUUUUCUGUUGAUUUUGCGAACUGAUCUCAUCCCUCAUACUUGGAAAUAUAUUGACUGUUUCAAAAUUUUAUCAAUAUUUUAAUUCAAUUAUAAACCAGUUUUCAACGAAUUUUUCAUAGCUUUACACCUUAAAAAGUUUCCAUAUUUGUAAAUAACUUUACCAUUACAAUUUCUACUAACUAGUUGUACUAUAACUUCUCACAUUUUUUAAAAAAUUCCAAUCUUAUCUAUUUAUGUGAUUUCUCAAUGUUUGUGUAUAUUUCUCAGUUGUAUAUUUCCAGGUAUUUAACACCCUGAUGAUGAUGUGAAUACAUCGAAACGUUGGAACAAUAAAACAAUUAUCCAAAUUUACCGUCGUUUUCGUUUUUUACUGGUUUAUAAUUGAAUUAAAAUAUUGAUAAUACACCACGAUGCGACUACUGAACCCAAAACCCAUUAAAUGGUUUCAAAAUUUUGAUAAUUUCGAUUAUUAUUUUGGUGUUCUGAUAUAUCCGUGAAAAUAGGUACGGAAAAUCUAUUUCUAGAAAUUUUCAAGCUCUAAAAAUCUAGAAAAUUUGAAUUUUUCGUGAAAAUCAAUGCUUCUAUGAAUUUUCUGAAUUUUUCGCUGUUUCAAGAAUUAUUCAUAAUUUUUCGAAUUGAUUUUUGGUAUAUUUGAUAUCCAAUACAGAUAUUUUAGUUGAAAAUUAUUCACUGUUUCAAAAUAUUAAUAAUUUUUAAAAUUAUCGCGAUUUUCUGAUUCUUUUUCAAUUCUCUUUGCAUUUUCGCCAAUUUGACUAUAUUAUUGCCUUGGAAAGGUUAACAAAUUGUGAAAAAAUGCUUAAAUUCUUGUUGGAAAAUCUGGAUAUUUUGAGAAAUUCAGUAAUAUACGAUUUUUCCUCCAAAAAAUUUUCACUGUUUCGAAAUUUUGAUAAUUUGUGACAUGAGAUUUAUGUUCGUUUUUUGAUAUAUGUUGUUUAUUAUGACCAAACAUCUGUAAAUUUCAUGUUUUUUUUUCGCAAAAUUUUCACUGUUUCAAAAAAUUUUUAAAUUUUCUGGUUGGGUUUUUUUUAAUUGAUCCAGAUAGGUUAUCUAUUAAUUAAAAGUUUAUGGAAAAUUUGAAUUCCCAACAUUUUUUGUGUCAAAAAAUAAGAAUUUUGUAGGAAAAUCUAUUUUCUAGGACAACAAAUCAUUUUUUGUUGUUGAAAAUUUUCACUGUUUCAAAAAUUAGUCGGCUGGUGCUAAGUUGUUGCUUAGCCAACCGCGAUAAGAAAGAUGAAAGUGGAGAGAACCACUUGUAUAUCGUGAAGAUUUGAACACAAUUGAUUCCCGAUAAUUUAUUCUCAGGAACUGAUUAUGCAACAAUAAAAACAAAAACAACAAUGUAGAUUGGUACCACCAACCUUUGACCUAGAUUCCUAGAUUACAACAAAAAUGUGCACGAGUAAUCCAACUCGCAAAACACAAAACAAAACUAAAUUCAAAAUGAAAAACGAGGACGCGUUUGUGUGCACCUCAAACGCGUCAGUGAAGUGACACCGGACGUGUUUGUGGCACACGGCGGCAAGUUUGAAUCAGGGAGACUGCUACUAAUUGUAAAAACAUCUUGAAAUUUGAAAAUUAUUGUUCAGUAUAUGGGGCGUUCUCAAAUACAAAAAAAAAUCUGAAAUUUGAGAGGAAUUUGAUAUUUUAAUUCUAUUUUCAAUUUAAACAGAUACUUUGCAUGAUCAAAUCUGUCUGAAAAUGUCUGUAAUUUUCAGUUGAUUAUCUGAAAAUUUAUUUAAUUACUUUAGAAAAUAAUGUGCAAUUUGUACUGUUUCAAAAUUUUGAUUUCUUGAAAUAUUUGAGAAAUGUUUUAUUAAUUUAUUCACUUUGAUUAGAAAUAAAUGAAAAUUUACUGUUCCAAACAAUUUUCAAAUAAAAAAAAAAAAGAAUUUUCCGAUUGAUUUGUAAUAUUUUUUCAAUAAAAAAUUGACUGUUUCAAAAAAGUGUUUUGAAAAUUUUCUUGAUGAUUGAACUGAUUUCGAGACUUUGCAUGAUCUAAAUAUGUCUGAAAAUGUCUGUAAUGGUCAGUUGAUUAUCUGAAAAAUUAUUUAAUUAAUUUAGAAAAUAAUGGGCAAUUUGUACUGUUUCAAAAUUUUAAAUUUUUUUGUUUCUUGAAAUUUUAAAAAAAUUUGUAAUCAAUUUAUUUACUUCGAUCAAAAAUAAAUGAAAAAUUACUGUUUCAAAUAAUUUUCAAAAAAAAAAAGAAUUUUCCAAUUGCUUGAGGACUUUUUCGGUUCUUGUCUCCAUUAUUUAUCCAAUUUCUUCUGAAUAUAAAAUUAACUGUUUUAAAAAAUCUUCAUAAAAAGAAUUUUUUUAAAGUUCUCAAUUCGUUGGUGUAAUCCAGUUCUGAAAAUUCGAAAAUUCCAAAAAUUUCCCGAUUUUUGUGUGGAAAAUUUACUGUUUCAAAAUUGUGUGUAAUGAAAAAAUUAGGAUUUAUCAACUGAUUAUGUUCUGCAGUGUGUUUUCUAAAAUUCCCUAAAUUUUAAAUUUUUCAUGAAAAAUUUACUGUUUCAAAAAAUUUAUUUUUAAUUGAACUGCUGCUAUUUCUAUAAUUUCUGUCUUUUUUUCCAUGAAAAAUUCACUGUUUCUGAAUAUUUCAAAACAAAAAUCAAGAAUUAUUUAUCAUAAACACAGUGAUUUCAGAUAAUUGCUCAGAUCAAUCCUAAAAUUAACCAAUUUUCUCAAAAAAAAAUCACAAAAUUUUCAAAUUUCCUCCCAAAUUUUCCAGAAUCGCUUCGGAUUUCAUCGAAGAUGCUCGCCGCCACGAAGAAACUCUCUUCUUAACCCGUUUGCUUUUGGCACAUUCUGCAUUGACUUCAAUUCGCUCGACUUAUUAA